CUCAGGAUUUGGUUUGUCGGCAUUCAACUCUACUUCAUGAGUUUGUAGAGAUACAAGCAAGUAGUUCAAAGAAAUUUUUGUCAAGUCUUUGGCUUCUUCUAUUGCUGUUUUCUUGGGUCUCCAAGCUGCAGGUUACUGGAGAUCAAUUCAGAUGCAGUCACAUUCUGAUGACGCUGUCCCUAAGGUGAAGGAAGAAAUUGACUUCACAUAUACUAGUUCUCAGGGUCAUCUGGAUGACACUUUUCAGAAAACUGUAGAUGUUCUAGACGAUCAGGAUGAAGAUGAGAUACAGCUUAUAGAUGAUGAAGAUGACCAAUCUAGUGAAAAUGCCUCAAAUCAGCUGGUGGUUUAUAAUCCACCGAGUGAUACAGAUCAGACUGAACCGGUUCCUGAACCUAUUGGAUAUCAGCCUCCUCCUUUCCCUAGUGACUCAACACCACACCCCCAUUCGAGAGUUUUGCCCUCUGUAGGGGCAUUCACUGUCCAGUGUGCUAUUUGUUUUAAAUGGAGGCUUAUCCCAACAAAAGAGAAGUACGAAGAAAUCCGUGAAAAUAUCUUGCAGCAACCUUUUGCAUGUGAAACAGCUCGUGAAUGGAGGCCUGACAUAUCCUGUGAUGAUCCGCCUGACCUUUCACAAGAUGGUAGCAGGCUCUGGGCUAUUGAUAAACCUAAUAUUGCUCAACCCCCUCCUGGGUGGCAACGGCUUCUUAGGAUCAGAGGUGAAGGAAGCACCAGGUUUGCAGACAUUUAUUAUGUUGCUCCAUCAGGCAAGAGACUGCGCUCAAUGAUAGAGAUCCAGAAGUAUCUACUUGAACAUCCUGAGUAUGUCACUGAAGGGGUCACUAUGGCACGAUUUUCAUUUCAAAUACCAAAACCUCUUCAGGAGAACUAUGUUAGAAAGCGCCCAGCACGUGUGACAUCUUCAUAUGAUAGCUCUGGUCAAGGGAUGUCUAGCCCCCUUGAACCCAGAGAAGUUAAUCCAAUUAAUUGGGUAGGUCCUGCUGAUAAUGAGUUGCAGAUUGGUAGGCCAGGUCUAUUGAAUCCCUGCCUUGAUGCUCCUGGUUUGGAACCUGUCACUCCGAAAAAGAAGCGAGCAAAGAUCAAGUCAGAAAGUUCUCAGCUUUUUAGGACUGGAUAAGGAGACUCGCCUUGUUAUAUUCCUUCUCUUUUUUUGGCCUUAAUACGCAGUAGGAUCUUAUAUUUUUUUGCAGAAAAUGGGGGAGAAAGUUUUGUUAUGUGUGGCGAGGAGAGUUUUGGGGAAGGUCCUGUAGGUUGAAUUGAUCAUGCUAUGUACAAGGAUUCAUGUAAAAGAACUGGUAUAUUGUAAUACAUUGCACUUGCUAUUGCUCUUGCUCUUGCUAUUGAUAAGCUGAUUUCAUGGCA
Messenger RNA from Macadamia integrifolia, 1383 nucleotides. Its product is annotated as methyl-CpG-binding domain-containing protein 2-like. The record is from RefSeq and is a predicted model, not a curated record. Gene Ontology annotation, molecular function: DNA binding; zinc ion binding. NCBI's taxonomy places the organism in Eukaryota, Viridiplantae, Streptophyta, Magnoliopsida, Proteales, Proteaceae. The transcript is spliced from 5 exons. The coding region runs from base 152 to 1138 and encodes 328 amino acids.